CAAGAACAAGUAUCAAUUUGCAGCAAGAGUCAGAAAGACCUGUAAUAGCAGUAAUUAUAGCAACAAAUCAAACUGAUGAAAGCAUUGCUAUGUCUCAAAGUGAAGAAAAUACAGCAACUAUACCUCAAAAUGAUAAUAAUAUUGUAGAAACAAAU
Racocetra fulgida is the source of this 155-nucleotide messenger RNA. NCBI's taxonomy places the organism in Eukaryota, Fungi, Glomeromycota, Glomeromycetes, Diversisporales, Gigasporaceae. The record is from the annotation of a GenBank genome assembly.